Peromyscus maniculatus bairdii (prairie deer mouse) is the source of this 1048-nucleotide messenger RNA. RefSeq names its product olfactory receptor 10AG1-like. Gene Ontology annotation, biological process: G protein-coupled receptor signaling pathway. The record is from RefSeq and is a predicted model, not a curated record. Gene Ontology annotation, cellular component: membrane. Gene Ontology annotation, molecular function: G protein-coupled receptor activity; olfactory receptor activity. NCBI's taxonomy places the organism in Eukaryota, Metazoa, Chordata, Mammalia, Rodentia, Cricetidae.
GGCACUGGAAAAUUUGAAAGUGUGUUACUACUACUUUAGAAUGGAUAACAAGAAUCCAAGGACAAGGAAAUAUUUUGUAUUUUUGCUUGAAUCACUCCUACAGAUGAAAUACACAGAAAUCAGAGAAGUGGACAAUGCUUCUACUGUGACACAUUUUCUCCUCUUGGGAUUUUCUGACCUUCCCAACCUCCAAGGGUUUCUGUUUGGAAUGUUCUCUAUAAUGUACCUGAUUAUUUUGAUUGGAAAUAGCUUCAUAAUUGUGAUAACUAAAAUUGAUCCAGCAUUACAGAAGCCCAUGUACUUUUUCUUGGCAAACUUUUCUUCUCUGGAAAUCUGUUAUGUAUCAGUAACUCUCCCAAGGAUUCUGUUCAACAUUGCUACUCAAGAGAGAAGCAUUUCUGUGCUGAGCUGUGCCACACAAAUGUGUUUCUUCCUCAUGCUGGGAGCCACUGAAUGCUUUCUUCUGGCUGUGAUGUCCUAUGACCGCUAUGUGGCUAUCUGCAACCCUCUGCACUAUCCCUUGGUCAUGAACCCAACAAAAUGUACUCAGCUGGCAGUGGGCUCCUGGCUUGGUGGCAUCCCAGUUCAGAUAGGACAAACAUGUCAGAUAUUCUCUCUACAUUUUUGCAAUUCUAACCAAAUCAACCACUUCUUUUGUGACUUACCUCCCAUUCUCAAACUGGCCUGUGGGGACACUUCUGUUAAUGAGCUGUCUGUCUACUUAGUGGCUAUGCUGUUUGUUGCUUUUCCUUUUAUGUUGAUCCUUGCUUCUUAUACCAAAAUCAUUGCCACCAUUCUGAAGUUGCCAACAGCCACAGGACGGGCAAAAGCCUUCUCCACAUGUUCUUCCCAUUUGCUUGUGGUAUUUUUGUUUUUUGGAUCAGCUACUGUUACCUACUUGAGACCAAAGUCCACACAUUCUCCAGGAACCGACAAACUGCUCUCUCUAUUCUACACAAUUGUGACCCCUAUGUUCAACCCCCUGAUAUACAGCCUUAGGAACAAGGAUGUGAUUGCUGCACUGCGAAAACUGUUACUUAUAAAAUAA